Messenger RNA from Striga hermonthica, 501 nucleotides. The record is from the annotation of a GenBank genome assembly. Lineage: Eukaryota; Viridiplantae; Streptophyta; Magnoliopsida; Lamiales; Orobanchaceae.
AUGAACAGAACACCAUCCGCCACAGGGCCUCCGCCACCACCGCCAUCAAAGACCAAGGAAUUGGAUAUUCCACUCCACACCAUCGGCUUUGAAAUCGAUUGCCUUUCGCCUCAAAAAGUUUCGGGCCACGUUUUGAUUUCUGAAAAGUGCUGCCAGCCGUUCAAGGUGCUUCAUGGAGGUGUUUCGGCACUGAUAGCCGAGUCUCUAGCAAGCAUUGGGGCCCACUUAGCUUCAGGCCUUCAGAGAGUGGCCGGCGUACACCUCAGCAUCAGUCACUUAAAGAGUGCAAAAUUAGGCGAUUUUGUUGUUGCCGAAGCUAAGCCUGUGAACAUAGGGAAAAGUAUUCAGGUUUGGGAAGUGAACUUAUCGAAGUCCGAUUCUUCAAACUCUGAGACCAAAACGUUGAUUUCAUCGUCAAGAGUUACUCUUCUUUGUAACUUGCCUGUGCCCGAGUCACUCAAGACUGCUGCUCAAGGUCUCAAAAAGUACGCGAAACUCUAA